AUGUAUGUGAAAUGGUUUGAUACAGUAAUGUUUUACUAAGGUAAUUUAGUGAAUGUCACUUUUUGUCAUUUUCAAAUUUCCCGCCGCUCCAUCCCCGUACGUCCCGACGUCGCAGGGGACGGAACCCAGAAGACAGAUGCCGGCAUCCACUGGAGGACAUUACAGGGGACACUGCAGGGGAGACAUCGCGGGAGCGCAGGACAAGGAAAGAGAAGAACAGAUCCCAGAGCAGCGCAGCAUGUUAAGCUCGAGUGUAGCUCAGGGUUACCGCUUGUGCUACACUCAGGAAUACCGCCAGGGAGGUUAC
Molecule: messenger RNA, 307 nt
Organism: Staurois parvus
Lineage: Eukaryota; Metazoa; Chordata; Amphibia; Anura; Ranidae
Source: the annotation of a GenBank genome assembly